Messenger RNA from Ruditapes philippinarum (Manila clam), 980 nucleotides. RefSeq lists its product as uncharacterized. The transcript is spliced from 6 exons. The annotation marks the transcript as partial. The record is from RefSeq and is a predicted model, not a curated record. Gene Ontology annotation, molecular function: calcium ion binding. Gene Ontology annotation, cellular component: membrane. NCBI's taxonomy places the organism in Eukaryota, Metazoa, Mollusca, Bivalvia, Venerida, Veneridae.
GUAUGAAUUUAUUUUGGAUGGACUCAUAUAAUGGCGUUAUUGGCCGGAUCAACAUUGAUACAGGGGUAAAGAAAAAAUUGUCCUCGGUAUCGGGAUCGCGUUAUGAUUUUAAUGGCAUGACGCUUGUUGGAGAUAAACUUUACAUCACAUACAGGAACCAUGUAUACAGAAUAAGUGUAGAUGGCGGGGAACUGGAGCAAGUUGGAACUUCAAACUUUUCCGCGUUAAGUGGAAUUACUAGUUAUAAGAAAACUGAUAUUAAAACAGUUUUCAGCAAAUGUUUACAAAGCACGUGCAGCCAGCUUUGUUUACCUGUUUCCGGAAAAGAUUACAAAUGCGCAUGCUCAGACGGUGACGAAAACGCUUUGAAUCCUUGUCGGGAAACCAACGAGUGCACACCAAAUUACAUAAAUCUAACAAUUAGUGACGACCUUCCAAAAGGCGACAGCUCUACGAAAAUUAGUUUCUUCUGCAACAACUGGAUCAACAUUAGUGUGUAUUUUCAAUUAGACAUCACACAUAACGAACACAGAUACUUUAUGGUAGAGAACGUGAAAUCUGGAAAUUUAAACUACCUUGUAUUAACAAUAAAAAAUACACCAUAUAUAAAUACUUGGAAUACACGUGUCAGUGUACUGAAAGAGCCGUACAAGAAUGUAACAUUAAAUAGCGUUCCAAUUAGGAUAGACGUGAAAGAGGUGAAUGAUCGACCAACUAUUCUACCGGAUUACCUUAUAACGGAAGUACGUGAAGAUGUCCCAGUCGGUACAAUAGUAGCCAACCUCUCAAUAUCUGACCCGGAUGAUGGAAAAUUAGGAGAUUUACAGAUUGAAUUAGAAAGUCACACAGAUAUAGACGUAAAUAGAUUGUUUGAAGUAGAAAGAAUAUCAAACGACACUUUCCAAAUCAAGACAGCAUCAUUGCUGGACGCGGACAAAUUUUGGGACAGGUAAAUCGUAUCCUUAAAGCUGCUUUCUAGC